CAAGGAACGCGGAUGUUCAAUACGGAAGUGUUGUUAGGUCGGAGGCAGGCAAGGUUGCACAAUGAUGAACGUAUUUCGAAAAAGUAUUUCUAGAGGUACCUUAUCAUUUUCCAGAAUCUUGGCAGCUCGGUUUUCUGUUGAUACGGGAAGUAAAGAAUAUAUUGACGGACUUGUUAAGAAUAAAAAACUAGUUGUAUUUAUGAAGGGAACUCCAGCAGCCCCACAGUGUGGCUUCAGCAACGCAGUAGUGCAGAUAUUCAAUUUUCAUGGUGUUAAGGAUUAUGAUUCAUAUAACGUCCUCGAUGACGCUAAUCUUCGACAAGGAAUAAAGGAAUACAGUAACUGGCCUACAAUUCCCCAGGUCUUCAUUGAUGGCGAAUUUGUAGGAGGCUGUGAUCUUAUGCUUGAAAUGCACAAAAAUGGAGAAUUAGUUGAAGAACUAGAAAAAGUUGGAAUACGAUCUGCACUUUUAGACAAAAAAGAUGACCCAUAAUUCUUAUCUCUUUUUUUGCCAUUUUUUGCUUUGCCACAAAUUAAAAAUGAAAUAUAAAUAUGUUUUAAUGUA
This is a messenger RNA of Saccostrea echinata, 565 nucleotides long. Its product is annotated as glutaredoxin-related protein 5, mitochondrial-like. Lineage: Eukaryota; Metazoa; Mollusca; Bivalvia; Ostreida; Ostreidae. The transcript has 2 exons. The record is from RefSeq and is a predicted model, not a curated record. Bases 62 to 493 code for a protein of 143 amino acids.